CAAGCGAGCUCUUUUUGGAGUUCAAUUAUUAGUUCCAUUUAAUUUGAGAACCGACCGAGGCAUCGAGAUGGCACGUACCAAGCAGACAGCCCGAAAAUCGACCGGUGGCAAGGCACCGCGAAAACAAUUAGCUACCAAGGCCGCACGGAAGAGUGCACCAGCAACCGGUGGUGUUAAGAAACCUCAUCGUUACCGUCCGGGAACAGUGGCCCUCCGUGAAAUCCGUCGGUACCAAAAAAGCACAGAGUUAUUGAUCCGCAAAUUGCCUUUCCAACGGUUGGUCCGCGAAAUCGCCCAGGAUUUCAAGACCGACUUGCGUUUCCAGAGUUCUGCCGUUAUGGCGUUGCAGGAAGCCAGCGAAGCGUAUUUGGUAGGACUUUUCGAAGAUACCAACUUGUGCGCUAUUCACGCUAAACGUGUGACCAUUAUGCCAAAAGAUAUUCAAUUAGCCCGUCGUAUCCGAGGAGAGCGUGCUUAAUAUCGUGUCUUUUAUAUUAUUACUAAAACGGCCCUUUUCAGGGCCACAAAAUAUAACAAAGGA
Molecule: messenger RNA, 541 nt
Organism: Cinara cedri
Lineage: Eukaryota; Metazoa; Arthropoda; Insecta; Hemiptera; Aphididae
Source: the annotation of a GenBank genome assembly